Messenger RNA from Sphaeroforma arctica JP610, 3737 nucleotides. RefSeq lists its product as hypothetical. The transcript is spliced from 6 exons. Lineage: Eukaryota; Ichthyosporea; Ichthyophonida. The record is from RefSeq and is a predicted model, not a curated record. Bases 170 to 3511 code for a protein of 1113 amino acids.
CUUCAGACUACAGAGACAAGUUGUGGACUGUUUUACGAUGAUCGACACGGUAACUGUCUCGUCACACGUUUCGUUGACUAGGGCAUCUACUGCUUAGGUACUCCCUUACAAGAUUCCGACAUCUCUUGACAACAUAUGCUUACGUCUUCGUAGAUACGUGAACGCACACAUGUAUGUAUACAUAAAUACAUUGCAUCUUGGCGUAGAUAUAUAUAACUACACAAUCAUAUUUUUGGAUACCAUGUUGGACGCUCGAGAAACUGUCUCCAAGGGUGUAGUGCGAGGGCAACAUACUGAUACUAUUCCGUUGUGUGACGGAUGUCGAGGCAGAGAAGCCACCCUGAGUUGCCCCUGUGAGCAGAGGAUCUAUUGUGGCGACGAAUGCCAUGCAUUGGACUGGAAGAAUCAUUGGAAGAGUUGUUCGACUGUAGAUGACGAGCAGAAGAAAGCCGUAGCGGCAACCCAAACAAAAGCAUCUGAGGCGCGACUGGCCGAACAAAAGUGUGAUCACUGUCGGGUGAAAGUAGCAAUACUGCAAUGCGCCUGUGGUCAAAGAGUGUUUUGCGGCGAGAAUUGCAAGGAUUUAGACUUUAAAGAGCAUCGCUGGGUGUGUUCUGCUGUGCCCGAGGCGGAAAGUUCUGCGGGAUACCGAGCAGCUGUAGAACGACACGAGGCACGGCCGCAGUUCUGUGAUUUCUGUAAACAGAAGCCAGCCAUACAGGCUUGCUCUUGUAUGCAGAGAAACUAUUGUGGCGACGAGUGUGUGACGUUAGACUGGAAGCUGCACCGGUGGCUAUGUCCACUCGAAUCAGGAGGAAAGAGAUCGGCAACAGCCGGAAUACUGGUCGAACGACAAGAGGCACGCUCUCUGCCGCGGCACUGCUCUCGGUGUUUAUCGAAGAAAGCAACGGUAUCCUGUCCUUGCACACAGAGGUCAUUUUGCGACGAUCAGUGCUUUGCGUUGGACUGGAAGAAUCACCGUUGGGUGUGUCCCACUGUACCAGAGAAGAAUAAGUGGUCAACGCUGAGGACAGUGGUUGAGGAAAAGGAAAGGAAGGUAGCUCCCCGACCUCCGCUCAACAAUGGUAGACUGCCUACAAGUCUUGAUGACGAUCACCGAGCCCCAAGUACGCAGGCGAGCGGCACACCGGACAUCCCUAUAGUGGAGAAACGCUCUCUUGAGGUGAAAGUGUCGAGUGAUCGAGAUCACAGCAAGGAGAAUCAGCGCGAGAAAGAGAGUCAACCCAAUAAAAAACUAAGAGUUGACCGGGAGAGCUCGGGUGAAGGGCCAAGUCGAAGGGGGACCAGAGAUAUGGACAGGAAUAGUAAAGGUAGACAGCGCGAAAGCAGAGAAUCUAGUGGGGUGCGAGACUCGGGCAGGCACAAAGAAGAUGGAAGGGGUAGGGAUAGGGGCAGAAGUGGAAGCGUUUACAGACAAUCAGAGAAAGAACGAGAGAGCCGCAAGCAUGUGGAUAGGCUUAGGGACGAACGCAGGAGCAAUGAAAGGGCCCGAGAAGAACGACGGAGCAGAGACAGAGCCCGCGAAGAGCGCAGGAGUAGAGAUCAGAAAGUGCUCAGGAGUAGAGACCAGAGGGAGCACAGGAGUAAGGAUGGAGGCUGGUCUAAGGAUGUGCACAGGGAUAAGAACACGGACGCUAAUAUGGCUAAGGAAGUACAUAGUGGCGAGAAUGGCAGUAAAAAUAUUGAAUCGCGAGUUACAGGUAAGACGAGAGAGGGACGGGGAAGUAGGGAUGAGGGCAUACCCAGAGAAAGAAGUAAAUUUGGUCAUCAUAACAAAAAUGAGCAAGUCAACGUUACUCAGCAUAAGGAGAAAGUUAGCAACCUUAACAAGAAAGUGUCCGGAAUAGCAGAAGGUCCAGAGGAUGGGCGCUCACAUAAAGACAGGACGGUCGACAGUGACGUUGGUAGAGAUAACCCAUACCACCGAUCUACCAAACCUACAGAGGAGCUUGUGUAUCCCAAAAAGCCUAUACGUGACGACAAAGAUGCAACUGAACACCAAACUAUUCCUGAGCCUGUCAAGUCAGCUGGUGUGCCUCCCGAGAAGAAGAACUUGCUUAGACAGUGGACUGAAGAAUCUAUGCCCAUACCUAAAAAGGGAGAGACUUUUAAGAUUCGCGUACCUAAAAAGGGCAAGGCACGUAUUGCACACGUUCUUGAACUUUCGGCGGUCCAAGACGUCGCAGAACAUUCACCACUCACAAAAAUUCACACAGUGCGUCCAAAUCAGAAUAAUUUGUCAGUGCAUGAUGAUGCAAGUGCUCCCAAGUCCGGCGGAGGCACCGCAAGCAAUGCAAUGAAGUCGCUGAAAAAGGGAUCGGCCCAUAGUUUGUUGAGGAAACAGACAAGUGGUACCACGGAUGUGUCUGGUUCUGGAGACGCCCGGACGAUAUUUUCCCGUUCCAGUAAUGAAUCAGAGAAACCCAGGGUAAACAAGACUAAAAUCAUGGACGAGCAACGGAGAGGGCUGAAGAAGCUGCGCAAGGAAGUAAAGAUUGAGAGCAGGAGGAAAAGAAAGCUAUCGAGGGGUAUGAAAGAAGUGUCGAAAGCGGAUACAGUUUCCCAGAAGAAUGUGAAAAAAGAUCUGAAGAUGGCAAAGAUGGAUUAUAUAGAUAUUCGCCCCAAGUAUGUGACAUCGGACUCUAGUGAUGUCAGUAGUGGUAGUGAGGCCAGCGCUAAAUACACGGAUGGAAACUCCAGUGCUUCCGAAUUGGAGAGCGAAGACGGACAUGGUUUUGCUACGGAUCCGACGAAGGGUAAGCAACCUGUGUGUACCAUCUGUGGCGAUCCUGACAAUUCGCAAGGUGAAGGAGGCAUGGACUAUCUGUUUGUGUGUGCGACACCUUCAUGCAAUAAUGCUGGGCAUGGUAGUUGCUACGGUUUUACUUCGGUGCUAGUGGACAAUUUAUUUCAAAGCGAUAGGCCGUGGUAUUGCAAUUAUUGCAAGAAAUGUACCAAGUGCGGGUCCACCGAUGAGGUCAAUAUGUAUUUGUGCGAAUACUGCGAUUCUGGCACUCACUUGGCCUGCUGCGACCCGCCGCGGAAAAAGAGACCUUCGGAGAACGAGGACUGGUUCUGUAAAUUAUGUACGUUAUACGGGAAUGGUGCGGGUAUAGGUCUACAGCCUAUACCCGGAGAAUAUCGUCCAAAAUUAUUUACGUCUGCAAAAACCGGGGCUGUAUCGAGCAAACCUACAAGCUCGGGGGAAAGCAGUCAUGAAGUAGCAACUACCAACAAGGGCAGCGCCACGAACAAGGUAGCGGUGCAAAAAUUAUCUGCACAAACGUCUGCGUCAGAAGGAAAGACAACCUCGUCAGCUUUUCCGAAAUCCGUUCAUCAAAAUGCACAUUCCGACACUGGGUCAAGUAUAGCAAAGGCCGCAUCAAUCGCUAACAAUGGCGGGAUGCGCGCGCAACUGGGCUUAACCAAUUCGCCUUUCGCAAUAGUAAAGCCGAAUGCGACAGUACCCCUGGCAGAUCCUAGAUUGUGAAUCAACAUACCGCUUUGGUGGUGUAGUAAAUCUACACACUCUCCAGGCCUCCACUGUACCGAAUGUUGAUGGUGUGGUAGGAGCGAUAAUCGCAGAGAGUAUAUGAGGCGACCAAUCUGAGAGGACCGAUCUAGAGGUGUCCAGCUGUCGAUUACAAAGAGGGCGUGCAUUUUUUUUCUUAAAUGAUGAACAUAAACUUGCCACAGGUUCGCUAUGAAUCUCUCUC